AUGUCUGCACAGUUGCAUGGCUUGGAAGAACUCAUCCUAUUUAAGCUCCAAAUAUCUCCUCCGUUGUCUGCAGAAACAAUAUUUUUUUCUUUCAAAAUGAGUCCUUUUACCUUCAAAAGCCUCACAUUAGUACUUCUAGUGUCCUUAUUGAUCUGGUCUGCGACGUUCGGGACUUGCAAUGCUAGAAGAGGCAAGCACUGGAGGCAGAGCAGAAGAUUUAGAACUUCAAUGUACAAGAAAAAAGAAAAAAAUCAUGGCAGCAAUCAUCAACACAACCAUGGCAGCAGAUCAAAACCGAAAAUUUCACCUCCUGCGACUCCAGGGCCUCCAAAGACCGGUCACAAUUCAGCUGUCAUAUUUGAUGUAUUACAUUUUGGUGCCAAAGGGGAUGGGAAAACAGAUGACACAAAGGCAUUUCAAGCUGCAUGGGCUGCUGCUUGUAAAGUUGAGGCUUCCACCAUCAUUAUCCCAUCUAAGUACGAGUUCCUUGUGGGGCCCAUCUCAUUCUCUGGUCCUUAUUGUCAACAUAACAUUGUUUUCCAGCUUGAUGGUACAAUAUUAGCUCCAACAAACUUCAAGCCUUUUGGCUCUGGUCUUUAUCAAUGGCUUGAAUUUACGAAACUAGUAGGAAUCACAGUUCAGGGGAAGGGCUUUAUUGAUGGCAGAGGAGCGAUUUGGUGGCAAGACUACUCAUCAAAUGAUCCUCUAGAUGGCGAAGUUGAACUAAUUGUUCCAUUGAACAACUCAGUUGCAGAGAAUCUACAAACUCCUGUAAGCAGCUCACUUGUUGGGAAGAUGCCAAACAUCAAGCCAACUGCACUGAGGUUUUACGGGAGUUUUAAUGUGACAGUCACUGGAAUAACAAUUCGAAACAGCCCCCAGUGCCAUCUCAAGUUUGACAAUUGUGUGGGAGUUUCAGUGUACAGCAUGAACGUUUUGUCUCCAGCAGAUAGCCCUAAUACUGAUGGAAUUCACUUACAGAACUCAAGAGAAGUGGUAAUCCACAAUACAAACCUUGCUUGCGGAGAUGACUGUAUCUCAAUACAGACUGGAUGUUCAAAUGUAUAUAUUCACAAUGUCAAUUGCGGACCAGGACAUGGGAUCAGCAUAGGAGGGUUAGGAAAAGAUAACACAAAAGCAUGUGUGGCAAACAUUACUGUUAGAGACGUCAACAUGCAUAACACAAUGAAUGGUGUAAGAAUAAAGACCUGGCAGGGUGGUUCGGGUUCUGUGCAAGGAGUAUUAUUCUCAAAUAUUCAAGUUUCCGAAGUCCAAGUUCCAAUCAUAAUUGACCAAUUCUACUGCGACAAAAGCAAGUGCAAGAACCAAACAACUGCUGUGGCUUUAUCAGGAAUCACAUAUGAAAGGAUAAGAGGAACAUAUACAGUAAAACCUGUGCACUUUGCCUGCAGUGACAGCCUUCCGUGUACAGAGGUUACCUUAAACACCAUAGAACUAAAACCUCUGCAAGAACGCUACCACAUGUAUGAUCCGUUCUGCUGGCGUACAUUUGGAGAAUUGUACUCCGAGACAGUACCUCCAAUAGAUUGCUUAAAGAACGGCAAGCCACUGAAAAACCAGAUUCAGACUUAUCAUGAUGUCUGUUAAAUCUUCACUACUAUAGAAUAUAUAUGGUCUUUUUUUCCUUGCUAGGUAGUAAACAUAUAAACACAGUAGCCAAGAGACUGAUAAGGAGUGUUGCUUGUAAAUUGUAAGAGAGCAUGUCUGUAA
This is a messenger RNA of Daucus carota subsp. sativus, 1731 nucleotides long. RefSeq names its product polygalacturonase At1g48100. Gene Ontology annotation, molecular function: polygalacturonase activity. The record is from RefSeq and is a predicted model, not a curated record. Gene Ontology annotation, biological process: carbohydrate metabolic process. The transcript is spliced from 7 exons. Lineage: Eukaryota; Viridiplantae; Streptophyta; Magnoliopsida; Apiales; Apiaceae. The coding region runs from base 1 to 1608 and encodes 535 amino acids.